Molecule: messenger RNA, 1107 nt
Organism: Chelmon rostratus (copperband butterflyfish)
Lineage: Eukaryota; Metazoa; Chordata; Actinopteri; Chaetodontiformes; Chaetodontidae
Product: E3 ubiquitin/ISG15 ligase TRIM25-like
Exons: 2
Coding region: 80-1090 (336 amino acids)
Molecular function (GO): zinc ion binding
Source: RefSeq, a predicted model, not a curated record
UGAAAGUUAGAGAAGCAUUUUAAAACUCAAAGCGUGGUUUGCCUUCAGCUUUUGCUUUUAAAACUGCUUAUUAACAGAUAUGGCAGCUGCCAGCGGUCUGCUGUCAGAGGACAAGUUCCUGUGUCCCGUCUGCCUGGAUGUCUUCACUGAGCCAGUCUCAACGCCAUGUGGACACAACUUCUGCAGCGAGUGUAUCCAGAAGUACUGGGACAGCAGUGAUAUUUGCCAGUGUCCACUAUGCAAAAAGAGGUUUUCUACCCGACCUGAUCUCCAAGUCAACACUGUCCUGUCUGAGUUAGCUGCUGAGUUUAAGAUGCUAGUUCAAGUCAAAGCCUCAAGUCCAGACCCACAACUUCCUGAAACAGCCGACGUUCUUUGUGAUAUCUGCUCUGAGGUGAAGGAGAAGGCUGUUCAGUCUUGCCUGAUGUGCCUCGCGUCUUUCUGUGAAGUGCACCUCGAGCCACAUCAGAGAGUUGCUGGUUUCAAGAGCCACAUAUUGUUCGACCCCGUGAAGAAUCUAGAUGACAGGAUGUGCAAGACGCACAACAAGAUAACAGAACUAUACUGCAGGACUGAUCAGGACUGCAUUUGUGUCUUGUGUUUUAAAACCAAUCACAAGGGUCACGAUGUUGUUCCACUUGAGGAAGAAUAUGAAGAAUUGAUGGCAAUAAAAGAUGCGGCAAUGGCAAAUAUCCAAAGUAUGAUACAAUGCCAGUCUGAGAAGAUAGCUGAAAUUGAAAAGUCAGUUGAUGAAGCCAGGAUGGCGAAAGCAGCCAGCGUGCAGGUCUUCAAAGACUUGAUCCGCUCCAUUCAGAGAAGCCAGGCCGAGCUUGUUGAGGCGAUUGAGGAGAGGUACAGAACGAUAAAGCAAACAGCUGAAGGUUUUCUCACAGAUCUGAAGAUGGAGGUCGCUGAGCUUAAAGGCAGAAGCAGCCAGCUGGAGCAGCUGUCACAGUCCGUGGAUCACCAUCAUUUUCUCCAGAGCUUCCCAACCUUAUGCUUUCCUGUAAACAAGGACUGGACCGACAUCGGCGUUCACAGCGGUCUGUCUUUUGAAGCAGUGAGAGAUGCUAUGACUCAGCUGAAAUAGAGAGUUGAUGAGGCGAU